AUGUGUUAAGGUAACGCGUUAAGGCUAUGCGUUAAGGUAAUGCGUUAAGGCUAUGCGUUAAGGUAACGUGUUAAGGUAAUGGUAGGGACGGCCCAAGGAUCGCAAAUAGCAGUGACCAUAGCCUGUGUCCCCCGGAGAGGGCACACGGGUUCGGGAGCCAUUACUUGUGACGUAACUAGCUCGUUACCGGCUGUUUUAACUCGGACUGCGGUAGCGGCGGGGUGUAAAAUUCGGAAGUAAAUGACCGACAGUGACCUCCUGGCCAAAACGUGUUGAGGCGGAUAGGUCUUUACACUUUUUUGUCAACUAAAUAAAAGGCGCACAUUAUUGGUACUAAGAGCGAAGAAAUAUUUUAUACUCGAGCAAUUUCGUUUAAAAAAAUAAUUAAGGAGGGUGCGCAGGGUUGUAUAUUAUCGUACGAGCUAGAUAGAGACAGCAGCUCUUUGUCUCGUUUCGGUUAGUUUAGAUAAUUUAGUCUGAUAUCUGAAGUAGCUUGACAACUGCGACAAUGGAUAAAGCAAAAUCAAUUAUCGGAAAAAAAGGGUCCGGAUCUUGUCAUGCCAACGGACUUCAGAGGGAGUUUCAUUCCCAGGCUAACAUCGGCGGCUGUAACGCAUACAAAUCAAGUGGAAACUGUAGUGGUGACAGUAGCAAUAUUGAACACUUCCAUCACCUGCAGCCCGAUCAGGUCGAAGCCAAUGGGUCAUCUCCUGCGAAAAGAUGCCGGUUACGAAGAAGAGUGGAGUCGAUGAAGAGAAACAGACCACCCUUCCCCUGGUUUGGGAUGGACAUUGGCGGUACUCUGGUGAAGCUGGUCUACUUCGAGCCUAAGGACAUCACGGCGGAGGAGGAACAGGAAGAGGUGGAAAACCUGAAGAGCAUCCGCCGCUACUUGACCUCCAACACGGCGUACGGGAAGACGGGCGUCAGAGACGUCCACCUGGAACUGAAAAACCUGACCAUGUGUGGCCGGACGGGCAACCUGCACUUCAUCCGCUUCCCCACGCAGGCCAUGCACCGCUUCAUCCAGAUGGGCAGCGACAAGAACUUCUCCAGCCUCCACACCACGCUCUGCGCCACUGGUGGAGGGGCCUACAAGUUCGAGAACGACUUCAGAACGAUGGCUGAUUUAGAGCUGUUGAAGCUGGAUGAGCUUGACUGUCUGAUUCAUGGCCUGCUCUAUGUGGACUCCGUGAGGUUCAACGGCCACCCCGAGUGCUUCUACUUUGAGAACCCGUCAGACACCCAGAACAGUGUGAAGACACCGUGCAGUCUGGACGACCCGUUCCCUAUGCUGCUGGUCAACAUUGGAUCUGGGGUUAGCAUCCUGGCUGUAUACUCCAAAGACGACUACAAACGGGUCACCGGCACAAGCUUUGGCCACAUGAUGAGUAAACGUAAACGAGACUCCAUCAGCAAAGAGGACCUGGCCCGGGCUAUGCUGGUCACCAUCACUAAUAACAUCGGUUCCAUUGCACGCAUGUGUGCCGUCAACGAGAAAAUCGAGAGAGUUGUGUUUGUUGGGAACUUCUUACGGAUCAACACCGUGUCUACUAAGCUGCUGGCCUACGCCGUGGACUUCUGGUCCAAGGGACAACUGAAGGCCCUGUUCCUAGAACACGAGGGAUAUUUUGGCGCGGUUGGGGCAUUCCUGGAGCUGCUGAGGUCGUCUGAGGAGCCAUGAUGAUAUGCCAAUAUCAUCCCUCAAGAAGCUGCCGAGAAGCCGCCACAGGAAACUGGAAAAAAAGCCAUUUAAUAAUUUAACUCUAAAUAUGUUUGAACUAUUUUUCUCUAAAAAAUACCCUCAAAUAGAGGUUUUAAUAAUAAAAGCUAAUUUAAUGUCUCAUGUCAUGAACCCUGUGUGGCAGGUAAGUGCUAAGGGUCACAGAGACUGUGUUAGUUUCUUGGUACUGUGUGUAAAUAUCUAGUCUCGUAGUUCUAGAGUGCACUAAAGCCAAAACCUGCUGAGUCUGCAGUCUUCGAUAUAGAGGAAAGGGAGUUUCUCUCAACAUGUGAAUAUUGUGCCUUGUCUGCUGCUGUUCUGUCCAUCUUUGUGAAAAAGGCCGGGGGGGGGGGGUGUAUUUGUAUCAAAUGAAGGGACCAAAGAGGCUGAUUCAUCAUAAUUGACUGGCCCUUUUAAUUCAGCAUGUCACAACGAGGGUCCACUCUCCUGUUGCUUGUGGCACAUUCAUCAUAGCUUCAUUAACGCGUCAUGGUUAACAGACAUGGGGUGUUAUAAACCCAAGGUUCACCAGCCUCCUCAAACUCUCUAGUCUCUGUUAGUGAUGAAGUGCUGUUGGUACGUCUGUCAGGUUAAGAUAUAUGUUAUGAAUAUUGAUACUCUGGUUAUUUUGAGAUGCUGCACUACGAGUCCAGUACAAGUAUCCACUUCUGUUCGUUUCACACUUGCCUAUCUUCUCCAAACCCCGGACCAUGACGACACCCCUCUACAACCAGUGGUGAUGUAGAAUCGUCUAGUGUUUUGAAUUGCCUAGUAAGGACUUUUGUGGUGUUUUAUCUAACGUAGUUGUAAGAAAGCUACAUAACUACUGGCAGCAGUUGGUCUACAUAGUGAUUUUUUUUAUUUUUUUUUAAGUAUUGUAUUUAUGUCGGUGUGGGAGUUCCUCAGCCAGUGCGAAGGGUUCAUUUACCUGCAGUUUGGACAGGACAUCUCUAUUUUGGCCCCCAAAGCAAUUCCCAUAGCUGCUAUCAAUCUUCUUGUUUUAUACAUCAGUUAAAGCUAUUCAAUGUGAAUGUGCUUGUAGCUAGAAUAUUGAAGGACCACCACACUAGACAUGAUUUACCUGUUGGCUAAAACGGCAGCAAUAACUGGGCAGCAAGUAGUCAAAGAAACAUCCCAUUUAUUGCGUCCAUCAUAAUGACCUCCUCUGUUAGAAUCCAAUGUCUCAGCCUUUGCUAUUAUGACAUCACAGAAUGUUCUGUUCUUUUUUUUUUCCUUCCUCUCACUGUUGGUUAAUGGCCUCCACCUAUCAGGUGGCACCGUUGUCAAACUGGGUAGCAGUUUACUUACUGGCUACUCUGUGCCACCCACUUCUCACCUCAAACUUGUUUUGUUGCCUUUUUGUUUUUAGUAGAACUAUGAUUCUGUGCCCUACGGUCUCUUUGUUUUCUUCUUCAUGUAAAAGUGUUUAUGAUUCAGUGUGGUUCUUUGAAGGCUUCAGUUAGACCUAUGUGAAGUCACGAGUCUCACUGCAACAUGGAGUUUAGUCGGGUUAGUAGAUGGUAUCAUUCAACUGCAUGGGAUUCUGAUUUGAUUUCAUAAAGAUCUUAUUUUUUAUUUUUUUUGAGGGGGGAUGAUUUUUCAAAUGUUCAUUUUGUGGUUUUCUGUAUCGUUUUUUGGCUUAUUACAAGCAUCCCCUGUUCACAUUUGCAUGCAUGCUCUUGUGAAAGUGACAAUAGGCCUUGGUACUAGUCUGGAUCAAUGGUUAAAUUUGGGAUUACCAUUUCAAUAUUUAU
Molecule: messenger RNA, 3477 nt
Organism: Oncorhynchus masou masou (cherry salmon)
Lineage: Eukaryota; Metazoa; Chordata; Actinopteri; Salmoniformes; Salmonidae
Product: pantothenate kinase 2, mitochondrial-like
Exons: 6
Coding region: 509-1684 (391 amino acids)
Biological process (GO): coenzyme A biosynthetic process
Cellular component (GO): cytosol; nucleus
Molecular function (GO): pantothenate kinase activity; ATP binding
Source: RefSeq, a predicted model, not a curated record